GCUGCACAGCGUGGCACCCACAGGGCACUUGGUUGUGCACCAACGACUAGCUUCUCUCCGCCAGACUGCGGGGAGCAAGGGGCGCCCGCCACUCCUCAACUGGCAACGGCCUCACCUUACAGCGCCCCACCGCUUAAACCACCCUCAUACCUGCAGAAGGAACCUACAGUCAUCCCGGGCGGCGGAGCCACAAGCAGCACCCUCCUCCACUUCCGGUGGUGCGUCAGCUAAAUAUCGCCUGCGAGCAACUUCCGCUCUUCGGCCUAGGAGCGGAGCGCCGCCCGCCUGGGAACGGCUGUGUGGCGCUCGCGCUUCACUCGGCCUCCUUAAAGGGUUGCCCUUUCCUGUUCCGCCUUGCGCCAAGUGGGCUCGUGGAACUGCGAGACCCAGAAGGUUUUUGGCACCCGGGAGGUCGCGGACGGCUGCUCCGCGGCUGUCAUCAUGCCACAGAAUGAAUAUAUUGAAUUGCACCGUAAACGCUAUGGCUAUCGUUUGGAUUACCAUGAGAAAAAGAGAAAGAAAGAAAGUCGGGAGGCCCAUGAACGUUCAAAGAAGGCAAAAAAAAUGAUUGGACUGAAGGCUAAGCUCUACCACAAACAGCGCCAUGCCGAGAAAAUACAAAUGAAAAAGACUAUUAAGAUGCAUGAAAAGAGAAACACCAAACAAAAGGAUGAUGAAAAGACCCCACAGGGAGCAGUACCUGCCUAUCUGCUGGACAGAGAGGGACAGUCUAGAGCAAAAGUACUUUCCAACAUGAUUAAGCAGAAACGGAAAGAGAAGGCGGGAAAAUGGGAAGUCCCUCUACCCAAAGUUCGUGCCCAAGGAGAAACAGAAGUAUUGAAAGUUAUUCGAACAGGAAAAAGGAAAAAGAAGGCAUGGAAGAGGAUGGUCACUAAAGUCUGCUUUGUUGGUGAUGGUUUUACAAGAAAACCUCCUAAAUAUGAAAGAUUCAUUAGGCCAAUGGGCCUGCGUUUCAAAAAAGCCCAUGUCACACAUCCUGAGCUGAAAGCUACAUUUUGCCUGCCAAUACUUGGUGUGAAAAAGAAUCCAUCAUCCCCAUUAUAUACAACUCUGGGUGUGAUCACCAAAGGUACAGUUAUUGAAGUGAACGUGAGCGAGCUGGGCCUUGUGACACAAGGAGGCAAGGUUAUUUGGGGAAAGUAUGCCCAGGUUACCAACAAUCCUGAAAACGAUGGGUGCAUAAAUGCAGUCUUGCUGGUUUGAUAGUGAUUUCUACUGAAGACUACCCACCUUUAGCAAAACACCGUCACUGUGGUUUUUGUGACUACACCAAGCUGUCCACCCUCUGCAGUCAUGAAGGGGUAUUUAUUACAUUGGGAAGAAAAAUAAAAACUGCUCAGUUUUACAGUUAGUCCAUCUACUGUUUGGUGCCUGAGGGCUUACGUGUUGAUAAACGUUAGUGACAGAAUAGCACACAUACAGAUAGAUGUGAACAAAAGAGUGUGCACACAGUAGUGCAGGUCUGUCAUUACUGGAAAUCCACCUGUGUAGUUUGAAGGACCCAUAAAAGUAACCAACACUUACUUAGUGGGUAAGCUAGGAAUUUGUUCGAGUAUUUUCCAUCUCAUUGCCAUUAAUCCUAAAAAAAUGGAGCAUUUUAAACUUGUGGUAAUGUUUAAGUUUAUAAAAUACAUUAAAAGUAUGUGAGAAGGUAAAUUAGACUGAAAAAAAUUCCACUUGUAAUUAAUAUUUUAUGUAGUACUUCUGUGAAUUUCUACCAUUUUCUAUAUUCUAAAAAUAGGAUAUUGCAUUUAUAUUGCCACAAUGAUGUUAAAAAUUGGUUAGAUAAUUCUAGACUAUGUACUAGUACCCUGAGAUGCGGCACUUGGAUUAAAAGUCAUGAUUUGGAGUUGUAACUUAAUUCAAGAUCUUUUGUGACAUAUGAAUCCCAUGAUCAUGGCUUUGAGCUUCAGAAAGUGUCUGUAUAUCACCACAUUUGCUUUAAAUUGUUUUUUAAGUCUGCCUUCAUAAUAAUAGCCAAUGUGAUUGGUUAUGCCUUUAACAGAAUCAUUCAAUGUCUAAUACAAUAAGCACAUCUUCAUGAAUGAAACUCAGGGGAAAAAGAAAAAUUGAAAACACAGACCAGAAAACAAUCACAAAAUAUAGGUUUAAUUACUACUUUAAACAUUAAGGGGGGCUAGCAAGGAAACCAACGAUAAAUUCUCCAGUAAGACUUGCUACUGUGAAUGAUACAUCAUUCCCCCCCUCCCCCUAAGUUUUAGAACGUACAAAAAUGGUAAGGGAAAAGGAAGGUUAGUAAAUGACCAUUCGGUACAGACAGAAUCACCUCAGGACUUUCAAUUCGAUUUUAACAUUUCCCACCAAUAAAAACGGGUAAUGUAUGACUUAUUCACUAAGUUACAGAAGGUCAAAGGAAGUCUGACUGCAGGUAAUCAGUGGGUACUGCUGAAGUAGGUUUGCUUGUUUUUCUAGAACUAAAAACAGCAAACUAUCUUGUACCAAAAAAGCAUGGUAGGAAGUAUGAAAACAAGCAUGACAUAUGUAACAGACCACACCAAAAAUCACCAGAUUGUUAGUGGACAUAAAAGGCAGAAGUUGCUUUGUAAAAUACGGUUACAUGAGUAGUGUUAGUGUAAGUUCUUUAUUUACAUUAAAAUCUUUCAGUUACUGGUAUGACCACACCUUAGAAGGUGAUCCCAAAGGGAAGAACCUUAGAGCAGAUGUUUAGUUGGUAGAAAGGGCUGAAAGGAAUACUACUCCAAGUCACAAACCAUCUCAGGUAACAUUGUAGUCAUCUGUUAAAAGUAAGCCAUUAAUGACUAGAUGUCCUCCUUAUUCUGCAAACCAAUGGAAAUAUGAAAGUAGACACAUUAAAGUAGAAGAAUGUGAACAUACGUAGAAGACUGGCAUUCUAAGUCAUGCUAUUAUUUGAUUUCUUUAAAAAAAUCAUAAUAGAAUCUCUGCAUCUUUAAAGUUGUAAAGGAUCUUUACAAUAAAAUUCUUAAAUAAAUUAA
Peromyscus eremicus (cactus mouse) is the source of this 2996-nucleotide messenger RNA. RefSeq names its product NSA2 ribosome biogenesis factor (gene Nsa2). NCBI's taxonomy places the organism in Eukaryota, Metazoa, Chordata, Mammalia, Rodentia, Cricetidae. Gene Ontology annotation, cellular component: preribosome, large subunit precursor; nucleolus. The transcript is spliced from 6 exons. The coding region runs from base 442 to 1224 and encodes 260 amino acids. The record is from RefSeq and is a predicted model, not a curated record. Gene Ontology annotation, biological process: maturation of LSU-rRNA; maturation of 5.8S rRNA.